AUGGACACCCUCCCAGGCAUCCAGCUCGGCAUAGGCCGUCUGCAUAUCCCUCUCCUGCCCUGCCGUAAGCGCCUCGCCACGCCUACGCUUCUGGAGGAGUUUGCGGGUCCUUGCGGCGAAGAACUGGCAUAUCUCCGGGAUAAAGUGCCUUCUGAAGACCACCUUGAUGAAGUCCGCGACGGCCUGCGUGUUAGCGGCUAUAAGUUAGACCUGGGCCUCGGCCUCGCGCCCCGCGGCAACCUGCUUGCCGUAGUAAAACUGGAGCGUGGCCGCCUGGAGGAGGUGGACCUUCCUGUCCCUAACGCCGGGCCAGUUGCACAUCUCUAUGCGGCCUCUGCCGGCAAACCCUAG
This is a messenger RNA of Trichoderma aggressivum f. europaeum, 351 nucleotides long. RefSeq lists its product as uncharacterized. NCBI's taxonomy places the organism in Eukaryota, Fungi, Ascomycota, Sordariomycetes, Hypocreales, Hypocreaceae. The record is from RefSeq and is a predicted model, not a curated record. The transcript is spliced from 2 exons. Bases 1 to 351 code for a protein of 116 amino acids.